AUGUCUGGCAAGUACAUCGUCGUCUUCAAGAAGACCGCCACACCAGAACAGAUUAGGAAAUACGCCGACGAUGUCACUGCCAACGGCGGCCAGGUCAAGGACCUUUGGGAGAACAGGCCCCUCCUGAAAGGCUUCUCCGCUGAGAUCCCCAACAACUUCGUCGCGCAUUUGCAGUCCCUCCAGGGCGACUUGAUUGACUACAUCGAGCCCGACAGCACCGUCACCAUCCAAUCUUCCUGAGUUUCACGACAGUUAUAGCUCAUUACACACCCCUAUCAACAUGUUAUCUAUCGCCUACAAUCGAAGGAUCUACAAUAGGUUCUGUGUAAAGGAACGUACCCAAGGCAUCGUCACGUAAAGGAAUCUGGCGCGAUCAUACCCUGUGAUCUAUAGUGUACUUUUAGCAGCUCUGUGCUAAUCGGACCUUGUACAACUCACAUACAAUAC
Phanerochaete carnosa HHB-10118-sp is the source of this 447-nucleotide messenger RNA. RefSeq lists its product as uncharacterized. The transcript is spliced from 5 exons. The record is from RefSeq and is a predicted model, not a curated record. Bases 1 to 240 code for a protein of 79 amino acids. Lineage: Eukaryota; Fungi; Basidiomycota; Agaricomycetes; Polyporales; Phanerochaetaceae.